AUGCUAUUGUUCAUUUAUAUCCUCUUUCCUACUUUAAGCAAAGCAAUUUAAUCCUAUUUUGUUAAAUUUGGUGAAGUUAAGACCUUAUUUGAAGUUAUGGAUGCAUUAGAUGCCUAACUAGUUUAGAUAGAGUAUUGAUUACAAUUAACCUAGUGAUGAUCAUAAAAUAAUGACUAAUUCACAGUUUUGCUUUCUCUAAAAUCGAACUUUAUUUACAGAAGGAUAAACAUUUACAUUGUCUACUAGUGAUAUAAUAUAUGAAGAUUCUGAUCUCUUAAUAGAUAUGGUUAUACUUGGAAAUAAUGAUAUUUAUGGAUUAACAAUAAACAAUCGUCUUUUCCAUGUCAAUAUAAAUUAGAAAAUCACCAAUAUAUAUGAUAUUAAUUUCACAAAUUACUAGGAUUCACUUCCAUAAUUAAUUGGAUAUUCAUAAAAUCUAAUUUUUAUCUAUCCUAAUUAUGCUUAUUAAAUUAAUUUUGGUGAUCUAAAAAAAUAAGGCGAUAUUAAGAAUUGGUAAAGUAGGCAAACUCGAUAUUAUUCUGAAAUUAUUGAUUUUUAUUUAUUUUCUGCUAUUGGAUAAGAUGGUUUAGAAAUCUAUUUUGUUAAUUAAGAAUAUUAAUCUUAUAAUUUAAACAAUUAAUCUAUUGGAUUAUUGGCAGUUGAUUUUAGAGAUUUUUCAAUUUAAAAAAUUAAGGACUCUAAUUAUAUAAUAUAUAUAUUGUGUAAGAUUAAUGGUGUUAUAGUAAUUGAUUUGACAAUAUCAAAUGAAUAAAUCUAUAGUAAUUUGAUUUUGAAGAAUGUUGGUCCUAAAAAUGAUGGAAUUGCAUUAACCAUUAAUAAUAAUGCAUUUGUAUUUGUAGCUUAUAAGUCUAAAAAUUAAUAUUAUGUGAUUUAAUUCAAUAUUGAAAUUUAUAGUAGAAAAUGGGGUUCUGUCGCUAAAUUCAACAUUUCAAAUAAAAUUUUAGAUAUUGAUGUUAAUGAGUAAUUUAUUCUUGUUUAAGGAUUUCACACUCAUUUUCUCAUUUAUUAUUUAGAUAAAUAAAAUGCAAUACCUUUUUAAUUAACUUCGGUUAAGUAAUUUGUUUUAGUUGAUUAGAAUAUAUAUGGAACUACAUCUAAAUAUUUAUUUCAAUUUCAACCAAAAAUAUAACCAUUUUAAAUUAAGUGCUUUAUUGAUAGUAUUAUAAUUUAUACAAAUUUUAGCGGAUUCAAAAUAAAUUGAACGAAAAUAUAAAUUAAUGUAUAGAACUAAUGAAAGUUGGAAAUAAAGAGAAUUUAAAGUUCAUUUUAAUUAAAGAUCUUAAAUUAUUUCAAUUUAAUUUUUGUUUUUCAUUUUAUUGAUAUUUAUCAUAUCAAUUUUAUUCUGUGUAACUUAUCGUUAAUGCAAACAUUAAAGAUAAAUAAUAAAAGAAAGCGAAUAAUUAGAAUAAAAGAUUAAGUCUCUACCUUAAAAUAGGGCAUCUAAAUUAUUAAUGCCUCAUACUUUUAGAGCAACUAAUACAAAUGUAGAAACAAGAAUAAAUACUAAUAAUUAUCCAGAUGAGAAUACAAUAUUAGAGAAAGAUACAAAAAUUUGUUGA
Molecule: messenger RNA, 1580 nt
Organism: Paramecium pentaurelia
Lineage: Eukaryota; Ciliophora; Oligohymenophorea; Peniculida; Parameciidae
Source: the annotation of a GenBank genome assembly